This is a messenger RNA of Manduca sexta (tobacco hornworm), 5065 nucleotides long. RefSeq names its product titin. The record is from RefSeq and is a predicted model, not a curated record. Lineage: Eukaryota; Metazoa; Arthropoda; Insecta; Lepidoptera; Sphingidae. Bases 715 to 4608 code for a protein of 1297 amino acids. The transcript has 4 exons.
AGAUCGUCCUUUAUUUAUAAUCUUUAAUGAAACUUAAUCUAAAAUUGAUUAGAAUUCGGACAAGAAUGUGAACGCAAAUAUCCGGCAAUGGAGACGACGACAUAAAUUGUAAACUAAACGUCAUAGUUUGCGACGGAACACCGUAUAUCACAACUUAAUGAAUUAUUAAAGUGUCACAUUAAAUGACUUAAGUACUACAUCUGUCACUGUGUGUCCGACUAGAGAGCGAGGAGGGAGACCGGCCAGCAAUACAGCGGGCAUGAAUGGAGAGGCGAACGCAAUAAAUAAUAAUGGCGAAAUUGUCGGAAGUAUUCCCGAUGUUGUUUUGACGAUUUGCUCAAGACAAAUUGUAGACGAGGCGCCCGUUAAUAUUGGGGUCGGUACCGAAAUACAUAGUGGCGGUGAGGGAACGGCAGUAGGCGGCAGGCGGCGCACGCGCCGACCGCGCGCAGCACCUCCCAGAUCUCGAUGUACCGGCUCAUUUACGACACCCGCGCUAUAUUUAACCGCUGCGACCAGAUUAAUAUCUGCAUGUUACUUCACAAAAAUAAGUGAUCCAUUCCCGAAAAACGACGAGUGUUGUGAAAAUUGAUCUGCAGUGCCAGCCCUGUGUCAGAUAUAAAUGUGUUAACUGGAUAAACAAACUUCGUGUUCUGUAAUUCAUUGCUACACAGGAAGUAAAUAAUAUUUCGCGGCGGACACCGGCCCUCUGAAAUGAACCCGCCGUCGGCGUUGCACGGCGCGAUGAGCCGGGACCGAAAGCCUUUCACGUACACACCCGGCGGGCUCGAUCUGUCCGAGAUCAAGUCAGAGCGCAUGGCCAAAAGACUGAUGCGGAAUGCGAUGAACCAAGGUGUUCCCGACACGCCGGUGCACCACGUACAACAGCAAGCACCUACAUCCCCAGUCAUAGUUCCAAAUUUCAAUUGUUUACCUGUGCAAGUUUUUCCAUCUUUCAAUCUACCGGCAAAUCCGAAGUCUUUGUUGCGGACGAGGAGUAUCCCAAGUCAGUCGCAGGAACCUCCCGCGCCACGAUUGGUUCAACCAUCACAGUUUGUAAACAAAACAGAGCCACCUGUUGGGGAAUAUGACACAUACAGUAGGCCCAUGCAGCAGUAUACACAGAUAAACAAAAACAGACCGGCGUCUAUGUAUGAGUAUAGUUCAACGCCAAAUAAUCCUUAUUAUGCAUUACCGAAUUAUAACAUUGAGUACUCAUCGCCUACUCUUCCAGAAAUAAGUUAUGAUGCACAAUAUUUCAGUACUUCAGUGCCAAAGGUGACCACUGUUGAAAAAUUUGAAACAGACACAAUUGUCCCGACACCGGAAGUUCCAACGUUAGAUGAUAUAAAAGAUGAUUCGCCUGACACUGUCAUAGAAGUAACACGAAAGUCACCAUUGGAUAUAAUAACUGAUUAUAAUAUGACGUCAAAUUCUCCAUUGGAGAUAAAUACAGAUAAUGUGCAGAAACCAAUAGAGAAACCCGCCGAUGAUGAAAGAGAAGUGAAAGUUGUAAAGAAGACAGUGAAAAAGGAACAAAAAUCUAGCGAGCAAAAUGGAGAACAAAAUGGUGAUGCUAACAUAGAAGCAGAGCUUACGGUUAAGUUACCUACGAAAAAAUCAAGUGGCAAAACUGAAACCAAAGUCGAAGUAGUCAAAAAAGUUCUUCCUGACGGCUCUGUGGAAGAAGUUAAAACUACAACAACAAAAACAACUAUUGACGGUAGGACGGAAAUUAAAACAAAGACUGAAACUACUAUAAUACCAAAAGAUGAUGAAGAGGAGGUAGAGGAAGUAGAAGAAGAAGAGGAAGAGGAACAAGGAAAUGGGGAGGUCGUUGUAGAAGAAGUCCAUGAUGAAAAAGAGGAAGAAGUUGUUGAAGAACCAGAAAUUGAAAAAGUCGAAAAGAAAGAAAUUAAAGAAAAUGGACAAGAUGAUCCAAUUAUUAAGACUGAGGAAAGGUCCGAGUCAACAACAACUACUACGAAAAGAGUAGUGGUUGUACAGUCCGAUGAGCCCGCUGAAGAAGUAGAAGAAGAGCAAGUUGAAGAAGAAGAAGAAGAAGAAGUUCAAGAACCUGAACCGGUUACAGUAGUCGUCAAAAAGAAAACUGAAAAGCUUGAAACUCCUCCACCACAAUCGGACGAAGAAGAAGAAGAAGAGGAGCAAGUUGUAGAAGAACAAGAAGUAAAGAAAGAAGCCAAAGAGGAAUUAGAAGUUAAAAAACAAGAAGUAGAAGAACAUGAAGAGGAGAAAGAGGAAGAGGUAGAAGAAGAGGAGCCUGUGAAAAAGGAAGCAGUUAAAGCGUCACAACCAGAAGAAGACGAGGAAGUAGAAGAAGAGGAAGAAUAUGAAGAAGCUGAAGAGGUUGAGGCACAAAAAGAUGUGAAAGUAAAUGAAAAUGUGGAAAAACUUGAAGAAAAACUAGAGGACAAAUCGCCUAAAGAAGAACCACAAACACCAAUAGAGGAUGAAGCAGAGAAACCUUCCGAUGUAACAGAAUCUAUUAGAUCAGAAGAAACAGUGAAGGAACAUAUAGCUGAACAAAAGGAAGUCAAAGAACAAGAAAAGGUAAUUAUAAUAGAACGCUCUGACGCUGAGCCACAGGCAGAAUCUAAAGUACCACUGCGAGAGCCAUCCAUACCUCUGGACAAAGUGGAAGACAUUGAAAUUAAGCCCAUUGGUCCUCCUGGUGUCAUUACCAAGACUCAUACAGAAAAAACAGAAAUCAUCACCCGAACUUCCCCUCAACCACCAGGCGUACUAAGUACACAAACAGAAUACAAUAAAGUAGAAAAUAUUGUCACGGUAAAUAGGACUAUAAAUACGUUAGACAAUACUUUUGAGGGUAUACCACCAAGUGUUCCUGAUGUUAAAACUUACUUCGCACCAAACAGAGACAGGGUUUUGGCAUCGCCAAUGCUAUCUAGACCUUAUCAGCCCGUGUAUCCAUCAGAACCAACGACGGAAAGACGGCACAGUCUAUUAUUAGAGAGGUUGAGUGUGGAACGGCAAAUGCCUUCUGAAAUUUACCACAAUCAAACUUAUGAACAACAAAGGCAAUGGUCGCAGGAGCCGCAGUCGGAAAUUUUGACUAUUAGUAAUGUGAAGCCGAGCACAAUAAAUAAACAACAAUGGUAUCAGCAGAGAGACACUACAUACAGCAACGUUACUCCUACUCCUCCUGUUGCUCCAACACCUUCCUGGUCGCAACCGCAACCAAAGCCCCAAGCACAGCCGACUUACAAACCUCAACCGACAUACGCACCACAACAAACGUACCAACCGUCACCAACACCACAGAUAUACCAGCCUUCACCGGGACCGCAGCCAACAUAUCACACUACACCUGCACCACAGCCAACAUACCAACCGUCACCAACACCGCAACCACAAUACCAGCCACCGCCAACACCUCAACCACAAUAUCAACCCGCACCGGCACCCCAACCACAAUACCAGUCGUCUUACUCGGAUACUAUACAAAACAACUCUUCCAGCAAUUAUUCGUCAUACACGCCCAAACCAACUAUUUGGCCGCCUCCUAAAUUUGAGCAGGCGUCGACACCAACACCCCAACCUGCUCAUUACACCUCAGAAUCAUAUCAAAAAUCCACGCAACAGUACUCUUCGUCUUACGUGCCACCUCCAUGGGAACAGGAUUCGUCCUACGUCCCCGACAAUUCAAGCCAGAACUACUACCAACCACCACCAGCUAACACGUUUGCUCCCGCCCCAGCACCAGCUCAGAGCUGGAAACCGCCAGCAAGUAAGGGCAAGUUCUCAAAACCAACUCCGACUUCGUACAUACCUCCUGCCCCGAACCAAUCCUUUGUUAAGCCUGUAAGCAGUGCUGAUAUUCCGAGAGGGCUUCCUGGCCGUAAAACUUACUACAGCGAGUACGAGAGACGCUACAUUAGCGUGCCUGAGGCAAACUACGUACCACCAGAGACCAAGUAUCAGCCGCAGCCCGACCCAUCACCGCAAUACUAUUACGACAACAACGAGCCAUCGGAAACAGUCGAGCAUCAAUGGAGAAAGGAGCUUCGUGAAUUUACUGAGAAAACAUCUCAAACCCAGACUCAAACUGAGCAAACAUCGGUAAGGCCACCGUGGGAGGUCGAUCCCAAGUAUGCGAAGACUCCGGAAUCUACAUUCACGCAAGCCCCUACGCCAACGUGGAGUCAGACUUUACGGCCCCGCUCGUGGCGUGAAAGGAGUUUUGAAUCAGAAUUCGUUGGAUCUCAAGAAUGGCCGAAGACAAGCACUUUGGGUAGAGGAAGGCCUUUGUCCACUUACAGCAAGAACGAGAGUGCCUUUGAAAGGACUAGGGGAGUGUCGGUCGACAGGUACAACCCGAAUAACUACCAGUCGCCGAGUUCCUUGGAGCACCCGCCGGUGCAGACGCAUACACUGAACCCAAACCCUGCUCCGCACACGGGCUACCAUAACCCCAACGUGCCUGCGUACCACGCUCGCGUCUCAGCUGAACCGAGAGAGCAAGUAAGCUACAAGCAACCGCGUGCAGUGGUGAGGGAGCCACGCGCCAGUCCGUUCCAAUCAAGAUCCUUCAAGUACCUGCAAUGGAUCACCGGCACGGACGACUAAACGUUUAGAUAUAAGUAACCUCCAUUUACAAUUUACGGAGAUUUAUAUUGAUGUUAAUAAUAUUGCUUUUUAAUUUAAUUACAGCGUUUCUAUGGAGGGUUUAGGAAGGAUUCGCACUAUCGAUUUCUGAGAGACUAUAACAAUGAUCAAAAGGAAUAAUUGGUUUCAAAUAGAUUAAUUAUUAGAGAGCCAACUGAAUGCAUUAAAUACCACACGAUAAGCAUUAUAUUGCCAGUGGUGGAUAAUUUAUCAUCUCUUUGAUGCUAUUAAUAAGUUUGGCCGCAAACGCAACAGAAUUGAUAGUGUGGGUUCCAUCUUAAUUAAGAAAUGUGAUUGUGGAUUUAUUUUAGGUUAUAAAUAAUUUUCCUUCGUAACUAUCCUAAAAUUCUUUGAAUCGAAUUCGAAGAGAUUUUUAUGAAGCGAAACACAUGUCUGGUGGAUGUAUAGGGUACGAAAA